UCCGGCAUGCGAUGGCGCUGUUCCUCGUCCACCGGUACACUGGUGAUGAAGAAAGUGAGCCAGAAGACCAGUCGCAGGUGCUCUUGCAGCAGCUGCAGGAACGUGCAAGAGCCCGCCAGCUGCAAAAACAGAAACAGGAUCAGCCAAUUUCUGCAGAGCACAGGAGGCCAGAGAAUGAAACCUCUAAAGUUAACCCUAAGAAGGAAUCAAAGCAGGAGAACAAGAAGAGAAAGAGGAGAUCAAGUGAUGGAUCCCCUUGCACAGAAGUCCAAAGAAAGCGAAACAGGCAGCUGCAAGCUGGUCCAGCUGAGGAAGAUGGUUUGAGCAGGAGCAGAACUCCAAAGAGCGGAGGGAAGGCCAAAAAGCCUCCAAGAAGAAUUGAAGCAGGAAGUGACGGUAGCUUGGAGAGUCAUCCAGACAACAGCUGUAUACCAACAGGAGAGAGAGAGGAUAGCUCUACACUUGGAGAGACAGAAAGCCAAAGAAGAGAGGAGCAGAAGACAUUGAAUCAGAAUGGAACUCUUCUAUCUUCUCCCAUGAUUGUCCUUGGCACUUCUGAUCAAAAGGCUGUACAGAAGGUGCAGCCUUUUUUGCCACAGUGGCUUGCUCAGCCCAAGCUAGUCCAGAAGAGGAUUAAAGACAACCUUGUCCCACUUCAGAGCAUUCCAGAAAUCCACCCUAAAUUGAGGAAGAAACUGCAAGCAAAUGGAAUAGAAUCUUUGUUUCCAGUUCAGGCAGAGGUGAUUCCAGCCAUUUUGGAGAGCGUGUCUGGUGGGUUUUUGGCCACGAGGCAUGGUUACCAGCCGAGUGAUAUUUGUGUCUCAGCCCCUACAGGCAGUGGUAAAACACUAGCCUUCGUCAUCCCUGUAGUACAGGCCCUGUUAGAACGAGUUGUUUGCCAGGUGCGAGCCUUGGCAGUCUUGCCCACCAAAGAGCUAGCACAGCAGGUGAGUAAAGUAUUCAACAUUUACACUGAUGGAACGGGAUUGAGAGUCGUCCAGCUGACUGGGCAGAAGUCUUUUGUGAAGGAGCAAGAGUCUCUGGCUGAGAAAAUGCUCACUGGAUUCCGCAGUCUGGCAGACAUUGUCGUGGCCACCCCUGGGCGCCUGGUGGACCAUCUUCAGCAGAGUUCUCAGUUCAGCUUGAGAGAACUUCGUUUCCUGAUCAUUGAUGAAGCCGACCGCAUGAUUGACAGCAUGAACCAGGACUGGCUGUCCCAGGUUGUGAAGGCUGCAUACGGACCUGAUCAAGGCGCUGGACCCUGUCGGCUGUUCAGGAGGGCACCGCAGGAGCCCAUCACAGCAGCCAGGGCCUUCUUCCCCCAGAUCCCUCUGCAAAAGCUCCUUUUCUCAGCUACACUGAGCCGGGAUCCAGAGAAGCUGCAGCAACUGGGCCUCUAUAAGCCCCGCCUCUUUACUUCCAUCCACUCCAAAACCCAGCCUGGUAGCACUGAGGCGCAGCAGGAGAUGGAGAAGAAAUAUAUCCUUCCCGAGGGGCUCUCGCAAUAUUACGUGCCCUGCAGCCUGCGAUCCAAGCCGCUGCUCCUUCUGCAUUUCCUGCUAAGGAUGAAAUUCAGCCGAGUGCUGUGCUUCACUAACAGCAAAGAAACUUCCCACAGGUUGUUCCUUUUAAUUCGAGCCUUUGGUGAAGUGAAUGUGGCGGAGUUCUCUUCCCGGCUGAAUCCAGGAGAGAGGAAACGGACCCUGAAGGAAUUUGAACAAGGAAAGAUCCAGCUCUUAAUCAGCACAGAUGCCACCGCUCGAGGAAUCGACAUCGGAGGAGUGAAAUGUGUGAUCAGCUAUGAUGCCCCUCAGUUUAUCAGGACCUACGUUCACCGGGUGGGCAGAACAGCUCGUGCUGGGAGAGCCGGCCUGGCCUUCACCAUGCUGCUGAAAGUGCAGGAACGCAAAUUCCUGAAGAUGCUGAAAGAAGCCGGCCUUCCUGAGUUGGAACAGCAGCUAGUGAAGAGCGAGAGCCUCAAGCCUCUCCUCCAGCAGUAUGAGGAAGCUCUGGCUGAACUUCAGAAUGUUGUCAAGGAGGAGCAAGCCCUGAAACGAUCCUGA
This is a messenger RNA of Euleptes europaea (tarantolino), 2063 nucleotides long. It is a transcript of the gene DDX51, whose product is annotated as DEAD-box helicase 51. Gene Ontology annotation, molecular function: ATP binding; nucleic acid binding. The transcript has 16 exons. The coding region runs from base 12 to 2063 and encodes 683 amino acids. NCBI's taxonomy places the organism in Eukaryota, Metazoa, Chordata, Lepidosauria, Squamata, Sphaerodactylidae. The record is from RefSeq and is a predicted model, not a curated record. Gene Ontology annotation, cellular component: nucleus.